This is a messenger RNA of Solanum lycopersicum (tomato), 1269 nucleotides long. Its product is annotated as putative glucan endo-1,3-beta-glucosidase GVI. Lineage: Eukaryota; Viridiplantae; Streptophyta; Magnoliopsida; Solanales; Solanaceae. Gene Ontology annotation, biological process: carbohydrate metabolic process. The record is from RefSeq and is a predicted model, not a curated record. Gene Ontology annotation, cellular component: plasma membrane. Gene Ontology annotation, molecular function: hydrolase activity, hydrolyzing O-glycosyl compounds.
UCUUCUUCUUUUCUCUCUACCUUCAUCAUCUGUGAGUUUCAUCAAUUUUAUGGUGUUGAAGGAAUUGGAUUGAACUAUGGAUUUUUGGGUAACAAUCUACCACCACCAGACCAAGUCUUCAACUUCUUGAAAUCGAAAAACAUACAAAAAAUUCGAAUUUUCGACCCGAACCCCGACGUGUUAAAAGCACUAGAGAAAUCAGCUAUUUCAGUAAUUCUUGGUACUCGAAAUGAAGAUUUACAAGCACUUGCAACUGAUCCAACAUUUGCAACAAAUUGGGUACAAAAUAACGUUAUUCCAUAUGCUUCACUUCUCGAUUUUACACACAUUUCAGUAGGUAACGAAGUGAUACCAAGUCCAUUAGCAAGUUACGUAUUAGGAGCCAUGCAAAAUCUGGACGCAGCAAUCAUUGGCUCUGAUUAUUACAUACCCGUCACAACAGCAAUGUCGUUACAGGUUUUAGAGACCUCGUAUCCUCCUUCCAAUGGCACGUUCUCCGAGGAGGCCGCGCAAUACCUACAGCCCAUCGCACAAUUUUUAGCUGCAAAAUAUUAUCCGUUAUUGAUUAACGUCUAUCCAUACUACGCUUAUUCUGGAAACUCUGCUCAAAUUCAGUUGGACUAUGCGCUUUUUCUAGGCACGGCUCGGAUUGUGCCUGACGGAGCGUUGCAAUACAAAAACUUGUUUGAUGCAAUGGUUGAUUCUGUGUAUGCUGCUUUGGAGAAAGUUGGACAGUCUAGUUUAAACGUUGUGGUAGCGGAAACAGGAUGGCCAAGUGCUGGAGAUGUUUAUGCAACUAUUGGAAAUGCUCAAACUUGUGUGAAUAAUGUGAUUUCACAUGUUUCAUCUGGGCAAGGAACUCCUAAGAGGCCUGGAAAGGCUUUGGAGACGUAUAUUUUCGCUCUCUUUAACGAGAAUCAAAAGAACAAAAUUUUGGUUUAUUUUAUCCUGAUAUGAAUGAGGUUUACCAUGUCAACUUAAUACCCUAGAAUAAUUAAAUGUGUGUAUAUAUAUAGCCCACUCGAUCGAGGAAAAUAUUGUGUUUUCUUAGGUAAAUCGGUAUAAAAGUUUAGUGGAAAAUGAUAUAUGUAUGUAUUUUCGAGCAUAAAUUGUUUGAGCUUCCUACUGUUUUUACCUCAUGCUUUGAUAACUCUUCUUGGCCUUGCUAUUUAAUUCAUUGAGAAGAAAUUUUGAUCGAAGAACUCUUCAAUUCUACUAUUUUCAGCUAAGAAUUUUAAUUUUGAUCUUCUUUGAUUACAAUGUAAAUGG